CCACAGGUUUGCAGGCAGACUCUCUUGGAGCUAAAUUCAGUGGAAGUAGCUACUGUCUGUGCGCCUUCAUCUAUGCUAACAUCCUAAAAUCCGGUUUCCGGUUCCUUCAGUUUACCUACGGCAGAAACGGCGCUCACACUGAACUGUCUCUAAUCCUCACAGCUGGUCCAAUCACAGAGCCCGCACCAGGCUGAAAACUAGUCAUCAUGGAGACAACAGUUGAUAAGCUCGAGGCGAUGUUCCUGAAAUCAGAGGCUGACCUGGAAUACAUUGAGAAACGGCUGAAGCUGGACUUUAUCAACAGAACUGCAGAGAAUGGAUGUUCGGCUGAGGAGAACCCGGCAUUGAUGCUGGAGAACCUGAGGGCCCUUAAGGCCAAACACACAGCGUUGUGCUUUCAGGUGAAGGAGAUCACAGUUGCACAGAAAGAAUCCAUGGACUCCAUCAAAAGCAACCUUGGCAAUGUCAUGAAGCUGAUCCAACAUUUCCAACAGACCACAGAUGUGAAGGUACUGACGGUGUCGGAGGAAGAGUCGGCAGAGAUCCUGGCUUCAGCUUUCAGUCAGACCACUACAGAAAAGUUCUGCGUGCCUUCACUUUUUAUCCAAAAUUCUCAGUGAAAAUGGAGCAAAACUGAGAACCACAUUUAAAAUUAAUUAAAAAAAAUAUAAAAAAGCGUUUCUUUGAGUUUUGACAGUGGUUGGCAAACCAGCUUCUCCUGAAAUUAUCCAAACAGAGUUUCUCCUUCCAGCCCCCUGGUAAAAUGUAUGUAGAAUGUCCAAGUAAGCUCAUGUGAGAAUACAGCAGUCACAAGAAUUCACAGCGAGCAAGUGGCCAUAACAUCCCAACACAUGACAGAUGCAAGACUGGAAAAUAAAUCCAAAAAGAAUAUGCAAAUGGAGAGCUGUUGGUGAUAUGCUGCAAAUAAAAACAGGUGAGAUACACACUCACCGGCCACUUUUUUUAUGUACACCUGUUCAAUUGCUUGUUAACACAAAUAGCUAAGCAGCCAAUCAUAUCGCAGCGACUCAAUGCAUUUAAGAAUCUAGACGUGGUGAAGACGACUUGCUGAAGUUCAAACCGAGCAUCAGAAUGGGGAAGAAAGGGGAUUUAAGUUACCUUGAACGUGGCAUGGUUGUUGGUGCCAGACGGGCUGGUCUGAGUAUUUCAAAAUCUGCUGGGAUUUUCACACACAACCAUCUCUAGGGUUUACAGAGAAUAGUCAGAAAAAGAGAAAAUAUCCAGUGAACGACAGCUGUGACGAAACUGCCUUGUUGAUGUCAGAGGAGAAUGGGCAGUGUGGUUCGAGAUGAUAGAAAGGCAACAGUAACUCAAAUAACCACUCGUUACAACCAAGGUAUGCAGAAUACCAUCUCUGAACACACAACACGUGAAUCCUUGAAGCAGAUGGGCUACAGCAGCAGAAGACCACACCGGGUGCCACUCCUGUCAGCUAACAGGAAACUGAGGCUACAAUUCGCACAGGCUCACCAAAAUUGGACAAUAGAAGAUUGGAAAAACGUUGCCUGGUCUGAUGAGUCUCGAUUUCAGCUGCGACAUUCAGAUAGUAGGGUCAGAAUUUGGCAUUAACAACAUGAAAGCAUGGAUCCCUCCUGCCUUGUGUCAACGGUUCAGGCUGGUGGUAGUGGUGUAAUGGUGUGGGGGAUAUUUCUUGGCACACUUUGGGCCCCUUAGUACCAAUUGAGCAUUGUUUAAAUGCCAUGGGCUAUCUGAGUAUUGUUGCUGACCAUGUCCAUCCCUUUAUGACCACAGUGUACCCAUUUUCUGAUGGCUACUUCCAGCAGGAUAAUGCACCAUGACACAAAGCUCAUAUCAUGAAUCUUGAACAUCACAAUGAGUUCCCUAUAAUCCAAUGGCCUCCACAGUCACCAGAUCUCAAUCCAAUAGAGCACCUUUGGGAUGUGGGGGAAUGGGAAAUUCGCAUCAUGGAUGUGCAGCCAACAAAUCUGCAGCAACUGUGUGAUGCUAUCAUGUCAAUAUGGACCAAUUUUUUGUGAUUUUGUGAUAUCUAGUGUUGAAGUUGCAUGUUGCAGCUGAACACUCAUCUCACCCUCCUCUUCCAAACAUGAAAAAUAACCUCUGGUAGCCUUUAGUUGUCAGAAAAACCCAAAAGGUGUUUAGUUUGUCCAGUCUGGACUAAUGUAAAAAACAUGGCGGCCUUCAUAGAGAGUGUCCCCUCGAUUUUAAUAUAAAGUAUUUGAAUAUAAAGGGCCUUUUCUGGGGUAAAGAAAAAUACGAUUCAUACGAUUUAGAUGAAAAAAACAUGAGGAUUAUUCUACAUUAAAUUACUGCCAAUAGUUCCCUUUCACCAAAAUCUUACACACUGGACCUUUAAGGCAGUUCUGAAGGCAAAAGGUGGUCCAACCUAGUACUAGCAAGGUGUAUCUAAUAAAGUGGCCGGUGAGUGUAUAUUGAAAGCUUCCAACACUUAAUUAGAGGAAUUGCAUACAGGGCUACAGACUGUGACCAUUUAGUCACAUUCUGCAACUUUUUGGGAGACUGUGACCCAAAUUUUAUAACUAGUAGCACCACGAGGACUGUGUGUGCACGCUGGGAGCGAGGACACACAAACCCAACUCAGAAAAUGUUGGAACAGUAUGGAAAAUGCAAAUAAAAAGACAGCAGUGAUUUCUAAA
Molecule: messenger RNA, 2657 nt
Organism: Paralichthys olivaceus (Japanese flounder)
Lineage: Eukaryota; Metazoa; Chordata; Actinopteri; Pleuronectiformes; Paralichthyidae
Gene: ska2
Product: spindle and kinetochore associated complex subunit 2
Biological process (GO): cell division; mitotic cell cycle; chromosome segregation
Cellular component (GO): outer kinetochore; spindle microtubule
Molecular function (GO): microtubule binding
Source: RefSeq, a predicted model, not a curated record